This is a messenger RNA of Eubalaena glacialis (North Atlantic right whale), 2022 nucleotides long. RefSeq names its product adenylosuccinate lyase (gene ADSL). Gene Ontology annotation, biological process: 'de novo' AMP biosynthetic process. Gene Ontology annotation, molecular function: N6-(1,2-dicarboxyethyl)AMP AMP-lyase (fumarate-forming) activity; (S)-2-(5-amino-1-(5-phospho-D-ribosyl)imidazole-4-carboxamido) succinate lyase (fumarate-forming) activity. NCBI's taxonomy places the organism in Eukaryota, Metazoa, Chordata, Mammalia, Artiodactyla, Balaenidae. The record is from RefSeq and is a predicted model, not a curated record. The transcript has 13 exons. Bases 40 to 1512 code for a protein of 490 amino acids. Gene Ontology annotation, cellular component: cytosol.
GGUGUCCCUGUCCGGCCUCGGCGGGGUCGCGUGUGCGGGAUGGCGGCGGUGGGCGACGGUGGCGGGCGGGAGGCGGCCUGCGGGCACGACAGCUACCGCUCGCCGCUUGCCUCCCGUUAUGCCAGCCCGGAGAUGUGCUUCGUGUUUAGCGACAGGUACAAAUUCCGGACCUGGCGGCAGCUCUGGCUGUGGCUGGCGGAAGCCGAGCAGACAUUGGGUUUGCCUAUCACAGAUGAACAAAUUCAGGAGAUGAAAUCAAACCUGGACAACAUCGACUUCAAGAUGGCAGCUGAGGAAGAGAAGCAGUUACGACAUGAUGUGAUGGCUCAUGUACACACGUUUGCCCACUGCUGCCCCAAAGCUGCUGGCAUUAUUCAUCUUGGUGCCACCUCCUGCUAUGUUGGAGACAAUACAGACUUGAUUAUUCUUAGAAAUGCAUUUGACCUGCUUUUGCCAAAGCUUGCCAGAGUGAUCUCUCGGCUUGCCGACUUUGCCAAGGAACGAGCUGAUCUUCCCACCUUAGGUUUCACACAUUUCCAGCCUGCUCAGCUGACCACAGUUGGGAAACGUUGCUGUCUUUGGAUUCAAGAUCUUUGCAUGGAUCUCCAGAACUUGAAGCGUGUCCAAGAUGACCUACGCUUCCGAGGAGUGAAGGGCACCACUGGCACCCAGGCCAGCUUCCUGCAGCUCUUCGAGGGAGAUGACCAAAAGGUAGAGCAGCUUGACAAGAUGGUGACAGAAAAGGCAGGAUUUAAGAGGGCUUUCAUCAUCACAGGGCAGACCUAUACACGAAAAAUAGAUAUUGAGGUGCUGUCCGCGCUGGCCGGCUUGGGGGCAUCGGUGCACAAGAUUUGUACUGACAUACGACUCCUGGCAAGCCUCAAGGAGCUGGAGGAACCCUUUGAAAAACAGCAGAUUGGCUCAAGUGCAAUGCCGUACAAGCGGAACCCUAUGCGCUCAGAGCGGUGCUGCAGCCUGGCCCGUCACCUAAUGACCCUUGUCAUGGACCCGCUGCAGACAGCAUCUGUGCAGUGGUUUGAACGCACACUGGAUGAUAGUGCCAACCGACGAAUGUGUUUGGCCGAGGCGUUUCUCACUGCAGAUACGAUACUGAAUACGCUGCAGAACAUUUCUGAAGGCUUGGUGGUGUACCCCAGAGUAAUUGAGCGGCGCAUUCGGCAAGAGCUGCCUUUCAUGGCCACAGAGAACAUCAUUAUGGCCAUGGUGAAAGCUGGGGGUAACCGCCAGGAUUGCCAUGAGAAAAUCAGAGUGCUCUCCCAUCAGGCAGCUGCUGUGGUCAAGCAGGAAGGGGGUGAAAAUGACCUCAUAGAGCGUAUCCAGGCUGAUGCCUACUUCAGUCCCAUUCACUCCCAGUUGGACCAUUUACUGGAUCCUUCUUCUUUCACUGGUCGUGCAUCCCAGCAGGUACGGAGAUUCUUAGAAGAGGAGGUACAUCCCCUGUUAAGACCAUAUGAAAGUGUAAUGAAGGUGAAGGCAGAAUUGUGUCUGUAGAGUUAGAAGAGAAUUAAACAAAAAACCAUUGUUGGCUUUGUUAACUUUUUUUGCCGAGUCAUAAAAACUGUUACUCUAGUGCCUUAUUUUAUCUCAAGAAUUGUUACCGUAGGGACUUCCCUGGUGGUCCAGUGGUAAAGAAUCCACCUUACACUGCAGGGGACGCGGGUUCAACCCCUGGUCAGGGAACUAAGAUCCCACAUGCUGCGGGGGCAUCUAAGCCCUCGAGCUCGCGCGCCUCAACUAGAGCCCAAGUGCCGCAAACUACAGAGCCCAUGCACCCUGGAGCCUGUGUGUCACAACUAGAGAAGAGAAAACCCGCACGCCACAACUAGAGGGAAGCCCAUGAGCCACAACGAAAGAUCCUAUAUGCCUCGAUGAGGAUCCCGUGUGCUGCAACUUAGACCCGACACAGCCAAAAAUAAAUGAAAUAAAUAAACUUUAAAAAAAAAAAAAAGAAGAGUUGUUACCGUAAAUUAAUACAGCACUUUUCUUUCCAUGGUGCUUUCA